This is a messenger RNA of Falco peregrinus (peregrine falcon), 7644 nucleotides long. It is a transcript of the gene MED12L, whose product is annotated as mediator complex subunit 12L. Bases 424 to 6939 code for a protein of 2171 amino acids. The transcript has 44 exons. Gene Ontology annotation, molecular function: beta-catenin binding; transcription coactivator activity. NCBI's taxonomy places the organism in Eukaryota, Metazoa, Chordata, Aves, Falconiformes, Falconidae. Gene Ontology annotation, biological process: regulation of transcription by RNA polymerase II. Gene Ontology annotation, cellular component: mediator complex. The record is from RefSeq and is a predicted model, not a curated record.
CGCGUCAGCAACGGGACCAGGCACGGGUGCCGUGUCCCUGCGGCGGAAGGGGGCCCUGCGGGAGCACAGCCGCCCGCGGGGGGAGCCGAUCCCGCCAGGCCGGGCAGGCAGCGCUGCCCGCGCCCAGCCCCCUCAGGGACCGGAGAUCCGCCGGCCUUCGCCCCGUGGCGGAGGGGCAGCGCGGGGCCCGCCGGCAGUGCCCGCGGCGGGGAGGAGGGCCCGGGGCGGUCCCGGCCGACACCUGCCGCGGGAAGAGCCGCGGUGGGCCGGGCUGCACCGCCCCCGCGCCCGUCCGCCGCCGCGCCGCGCAGCCCGCCCCCGGCGCGGCGGGGGUGAGGCGGGGGGCGAGCCGCCGAGUGCUGCUCCCUGGCGCUCGGAGCCCGCUCCAGCGCCCGCCCGCCGCGCCGGCGAACAUGAGCGAUCAUGGCCGCCUUCGGGCUCCUCAGCUAUGAGCACAGACCGCUCAAGCGGCCGCGCCUGGGUCCGCCCGAUGUCUACCCGCAGGACCCGCGCCAGAAGGAGGAUGAACUUACUGCAGUGAAUGUGAAGCAAGGCUUCAGUAAUGCACCUGCCUUCUCUGGAGAUGAGCAUGGAUCUGCUAGAAAUAUUGUCAUUAAUGCCUCAAAGAUUGGCGCUUACUUUAGCAGCAUACUAGCGGAAAAGCUAAAACUUAACACUUUCCAGGACACAGGGAAGAAGAAACCACAAGUAAAUGCCAAAGACAACUACUGGCUGGUUACUGCUCGGUCUCAGAGUGCAAUUCACAACUGGUUCACAGAUUUAGCAGGAAGUAAACCCCUGACUCUCUUAGCAAAAAAGGUUCCUAUUCUCAGUAAAAAAGAAGAUGUUUUUGCUUACUUAGCAAAAUAUUCUGUGCCACUGCUGCGAGCGGCAUGGCUGAUCAAAAUGACAUGUGCCUACUAUGCUGCUAUUUCUGAAGCUAAAAUCAAGAAACGCCAGGCCACUGACCCAAAUAUUGAAUGGACUCAAAUUAUAACCAAAUACCUUCGGGAGCAGCUGGCAAAGGUUGCAGAGUUCUAUCAUGUGACUUCCAGUCAAGGCAACAGCUCUGUAGUGAUGCCUCAAGAGAUGGAACAAGCCCUGAAGCAGUGGGAAUAUAAUGAAAAAUUGUCAUUUUAUAUGUUUCAGGAAGGAAUGCUUGAGAGACAUGAGUAUUUGACGUGGAUACUGGAUGUUUUGGAAAAAAUCAGACCCACUGAUGAUGAUCUUCUUAAGCUGUUGCUCCCGCUAAUGUUGCAGUAUUCAGAAGAGUUUGUUCAAUCAGCUUACCUAUCCCGUCGCCUUGCUUAUUUUUGUGCCAGACGCCUGUCUUUAUUGCUAAGUGAUGGUCCCAACUUUGUAGCUGCACACUCUCCUCAUAUGAUUAUUGGACCAAGUAACCCUCCUCUGGCAGCCCCUAGUCCAACUGCGCCUGGUCCUGUGGUGAGCCCAGUACAGCUGGCCUGCUCAGAUUUCCUCUCCUGCCCUCAACACCGUCCACUGGUGUAUGGACUCAGUUGUAUGCUGCAGACUGUAACUCUUUGUUGCCCAAGUGCCUUGGUGUGGAAUUAUUCCACAAAUGAAAAUAAGAACGUUAAUCCAGGCUCACCUCUGGAUUUACUUCAAGUUGCUCCAUCUAGUUUACCUAUGCCAGGUGGAAAUUCAGCAUUUAAUCAGCAGGUUCGGGCAAAGAUUUAUGAAGUAGAACAGCAGAUAAAACAAAGAGGUCGUGCUGUGGAGGUGCGGUGGUCUUUUGACAAGUGCCAAGAAUCAACCGCAGGGGUGACCAUCAGUCGAGUUUUGCACACCUUAGAAGUGUUGGAUCGGCAUUGUUUUGACAGAUCAGAUUCCAGCAAUUCAAUGGAGACACUUUAUCAUAAGAUUUUCUGGGCAAAUCAGAAUAAAGAUAACCAAGAGGUAGCCCCAAACGACGAAGCUGUGGUGACGCUGCUUUGUGAAUGGGCUGUGAGCUGUAAAAGGUCUGGUAAGCACAGGGCCAUGGCUGUAGCCAAACUCCUGGAGAAGAGGCAAGCAGAAAUUGAAGCAGAAAGAUGUGGUGAAUCUGAAGUCCUAGAUGAAAAGGAAUCUCUGUCUUCAGCCUCCUUGACAGGUUCCAGUCUUCCUGUUUUUCAGAAUGUCCUGCUAAGGUUUUUAGAUACACAAGCUCCCUCAUUAUCUGACCCAAAUAGUGAUCAUGAGAAGAUAGAAUUUGUGAAUUUGGUGCUGCUUUUUUCCGAAUUCACUCGGCAUGAUGUUUUCUCCCACGAUGCAUACAUGUGCACUUUAAUAUCACGUGGAGACUUAUCCAUCACUGCAACUACUAGACCACGUUCACCUAAUGGGGAAACUGUGGAUGAACACUAUUCUAAGGAUCAUGAUGUGAAACUGGAGGAUCAUAGUAUUAUGGAACAUAUGGGCAUUGACUCAGGAACCGCUAGUAUUUUUGAUGAUGUAGACAAGAGUGACUUUAAGGCAGAUUUUGGUUCGGAAUUUCCAAUUUUUUCUCCGAUGCCUGGGGAGUCUUGUGAGAAUGUGAACUCUUCUUUAGACAGAAGAAUUUCAGUUACCAGCGAGAAGUCAGUCAAGAGGGAAAGACUGAGAGAACUGAUUUUCCCAUCCAAUUAUGACCUCCUUCGUCAUUUGCAAUAUGCAACGCAUUUCCCUAUACCUCUGGAUGAAUCUUCAAGUCAUGAGUGUAACCAGCGCAUGAUUCUCCUUUAUGGCGUUGGUAAGGAGCGUGAUGAAGCGAGGCAUCAGCUGAAGAAGAUUACCAAAGACAUCCUCAAAAUUCUGAAUAAGAAGAGUACUACUGAAAUGGGUGUUGGGGAUGAAGGGCAAAAAGCCAGGAAGACCAAACAAGAAGCAUUUCCAACCCUAGAGACCGUGUUUACAAAACUACAGCAACUGUCCUAUUUUGAUCAACAUCAGGUGACAUCUCAGAUCUCCAGUAACGUUCUUGAACAGAUAACUAGUUUUGCCUCGGGAACAUCAUAUCAUCUUCCUUUGGCUCACCAUAUACAGCUCAUCUUUGAUCUCAUGGAGCCAGCACUGAAUAUCAGUGGACUGAUCGACUUUGCAAUACAGCUGUUGAACGAGCUGAGUGUUGUGGAGGCAGAGCUGCUGCUGAAGUCAUCCAGCCUGGCAGGAAGCUACACAACGGGGCUGUGCGUCUGCAUCGUCGCCGUGCUGCGACGUUACCAUGCCUGCCUCAUCCUCAACUCGGAGCAAACCGCACAAGUCUUUGAAGGGUUGUGCGGAGUGGUAAAGCACGUCGUUAAUCCCUCGGAGUGUUCGUCCCCAGAAAGGUGUAUUUUAGCUUACCUCUAUGAUCUGUAUGUGUCCUGUAGCCACCUGAGAAGCAAGUUUGGAGACCUCUUCAGUAGUGCCUGUUCUAAGGUGAAGCAAACAAUAUACAGCAAUGUUCAGCCUUCGAAUUCCAAUUUACUGUGGGACCCAGAGUUCAUGCUAGAUUUUAUUGAGAAUCCCUCAGCUCACAGCAUUAACUACUCAAUGCUGGGCAAGAUUCUGAGCGACAACGCAGCCAACCGCUACAGCUUUGUCUGCAAUGCGCUAAUGAACGUGUGCAUGGGGCACCAAGAUGCAGGCAGGAUUAAUGACAUAGCAAACCUUUGCGCAGAGCUGACAGCAUGCUGCACGGUGCUUAGCUCAGAGUGGUUAGGGGUCGUAAAAGCUCUUUGCUGCUCUUCAAAUCAUGUCUGGGGUUUCAAUGAUCUGCUCUGCAGUGUGGAUUGUUUUUCCUUCAAGGUGAGUGACCUGUCGUUCCAUGAUUCCCUGGCGACUUUCGUUGCUAUACUGAUCGCCCGGCAGUGCUUUUCUUUGGAAGACGUAGUUCAGCAUGUUGCACUGCCUUCUCUUCUUGCAGCUGCCUGUGGAGAUCCAGAUGCCGAGCCUGGGGCAAGGAUGACCUGUCGGUUACUCCUGCACCUCUUCAGGACACCCCAGGUCUGCCUCUUUUCCCAGGGAACAGGGAAAUUAUUCCCCGGAAUUCGUUCUUCUUGUGAUCGUCACCUCUUGGCUGCUGCUCACAACAGUAUAGAAGUGGGAGCUGUGUUUGCGGUUUUAAAAGCAAUUUUGAUGCUUGGUGAUGCUGAAAUUGGCAGCAACAAUGUCAACUCCUUGAAGAGUGAAGACUUCCAUAUGAGAGGCUUAUUAGAUGAACUCAAUGAGGAUGAAAUCUGGGGUUCCUCUCACCCUUUGAAAUCAUGUGGAAAAGCUGUUUCCAUAGAAACUGCUAGUCUAAGCGAGUAUGCUAGAUAUGUGCUAAGAACAAUUUGCCAGCAGGAAUGGGUUGGAGAGCACUGUUUAAAAGAACCUGAGAGGCUGUGCACGGACAAAGAUCUUAUUUUGGAUCCUGUUCUUUCAAACAAGCAAGCACAGAAACUCCUUCAACUUAUCUGUUAUCCCCAUGGUAUUAAAGAAUGCACCGAGGGUGACAACCCUCAGAGGCAGCAUAUCAAACGCAUACUUCAGAACUUAGAUCAGUGGACUCUCCGGCAGUCUUGGUUGGAGCUGCAACUAAUGAUCAAACAGUGCAUGAAGGAGCCUGGUUCUGGGUCUGUGGCUGAAAUGAACAGCUUGUUGGAUAAUAUUGCAAAGGCGACAAUAGAGGUGUUUCAGCAAUCCGCUGAUCUAAACAAUAACUCUUCUAACUCUGGUAUAGGCCUCUUCAAUCCAAACUCUGUUGGAAAUGCUGACACAAGUAAUACAAGACAGAAUGGUAAAAAGACAUUCCUAAGUUCCUCUGAGCGGCGAGGAGUGUGGCUGGUGGCUCCCUUGAUAGCAAAACUGCCUACCUCGGUUCAAGGUAGGGUCUUGAAAGCUGCAGGAGAGGAGCUGGAGAAAGGUCAGCAUUUGGGGUCAUCUUCUAAGAAGGAAAGAGACAGACAGAAACAAAAAAGCAUGUCUCUUUUGAGUCAGCAACCCUUCCUUUCAUUGGUACUUACUUGCCUUAAGGGACAGGAUGAGCAACGAGAAGGGCUUCUAACAUCGCUGCAGAAUCAAGUUAAUCAGAUCCUUAGUAACUGGAGGGAAGAACGGUACCAGGACGAUGUUAAAGCUCGGCAAAUGAUGCAUGAAGCUCUACAACUUCGUCUUAACUUGGUAGGCGGCAUGUUUGAUACUGUGCAGAGGAGCACCCAGUGGACCACUGACUGGGCACUUCUGCUCCUGCAGAUAAUCACUUCAGGAACUGUGGAUAUGCAAACCAACAACGAAUUGUUCACAACCGUGCUGGAUAUGCUGGGUGUCCUCAUCAAUGGGACGCUUGCCUCAGACUUGUCAAACGCUUCCCAAGGAGGGCCUGAGGAGAACAAAAGGGCUUACAUGAAUUUAGUGAAAAAACUAAAAAAGGAGCUGGGAGACAAGCGGUCGGAAAGCAUUGACAAGGUUCGCCAGCUGCUCCCUUUGCCAAAGCAGACAUGUGAUAUUAUUACUUGUGAGCCAAUGGGAUCCUUGAUUGACACCAAGGGGAACAAAAUUGCGGGAUUUGACUCCAUUGAUAAGAAACAGGGCCUUCAGGUUUCAACAAAACAAAAGGUGUCCCCUUGGGAUUUAUUUGAAGGCCACAAAAAUCCUGCUCCUCUCUCUUGGGCAUGGUUUGGUACAGUUCGUGUUGACAGGAAAGUAAUAAAAUAUGAGGAGCAGCAGCAUCUCCUCCUGUACCACAUGCACACCAAACCCAAGCCACGGAGUUACUACCUCGAGCCCUUGCCCCUUCCUCCAGAAGAGGAGGAGGAAGAGCCCACCACACCUGUGUCUCAGGAACCAGAAAGAAAGUCAGGAGAGCUCUCAGAUCAGGGCAAACACGCCACAGACGAUGAGAAGAAGACAAAGAGUCGGAAGCGAAAGUCAAAGUCAAGCUCAAGAGCUGAUGAAUAUCCGCAGAACAACUUGUAUAGAGUGCCUCCUACUUACUCGCCAAUUUCCUCUCAAAUGAUGCACCAUCCGCCGUCUGCCUUGUGGGGUUACAACAUGGUGGGGCAGCCGCAGCAGGCUGGCUUCUUCGUGCAGGGCCAGCCCCUCCCACCAGGUGGUUCCAGACUGGAUCCGACAGGCUCCUUCGUUCCAACAAACACGAAGCAAGCCCUGUCGAACAUGCUGCAGCGGCGCUCCGGCACCAUGAUGCAGCCCCCCUCUAUCCAUGCAAUCACACCUCAGCAGCAGUUGCUCCAGAUGAAACUCCUGCAGCAAGAACAGCAGCAGCAGCGGCUCCUCAGGCAGCAAGCACAGUCACGGUCUCUCCAACAGGGUCAGCCAAUGGACCAAGCUGCUAUUUUCACUCCGCAAGUUCGACCACCGUCUCAGCUUCCACAGUACCCAGGGUUACAGCAAGCACAGAGCAUGCCUCACGGAUACACAAUGUACAGCACUCAGAUGCCUUUGCAGCAGCAGCAGCCUGCAGGUGUAGUGCUCUCCCCCAGCUACAACCCCCGAGCAUAUUCAGCAGCUCAUUCCAGCCCCGUGCUGAUGGAGAGGCUGCGGCAGAUGCAACAGCAGCCCAGCGGAUAUAUUCAACAGCAGGCUGCUGCAUAUAUCCAGCCUUUGACAGGCACUCAGCGACUCAGCCAUCAGCCUUUGCAGCCAAAUUCCCUGGUUGGAGGGGGACUGGACAGUGCAUCGACUGCGGGUCCCCACCCAACCCUGAAUUCAGUGCAGCUGCCUCCGGAGUCGGUGAGACAGAGACAGCAGCAGAUGCGACAGCAGAGGCUCUUCCAGUUGCAGCAGCAGCAGCCAGGGCAGCAGCAGGCGCUUGGUCUCCAGCCCGUGCAGCCGCAGCAGCCUUUGUUUCCGAGGCAAGGCUUACAGCAGACGCAGCAGCAACAACAGACGGCAGCGCUGGUCAGGCAGCUCCAGAAGCAGCUCUCCAGUAACCAGCCACAACAAGGAGUAAACCAGUAUGGGCAUCCGUCACACUUCUAAAGCAGAGAUGGAAGGGAGAUGUAAUGUUAUGUUUGCACUGAAGAAGAGAACAUUCAAAACACAAUGCACUAGUUAUUGCUAGAAAGCAGACUUUAGUUUUCUUCUCUUAUUAUUUCAGUAAUUAUUUUUUGUGCUGCAGUUGAUGUGAAUAUGUAACAAGGUGGGAUUUUUGCAUUUGGGGAUUUUUUUUUUGUGUUUAACUAGAUUUAAAUAUAUGGACUUGUGGGCCUAUUUGAAGAAUGUUAUUGCAGAUUUUAUGAAUUUGGUGCUUUUUAGGUCCUGUUACUUUUAAAGAAGACAAAGAAUGCUGGAUUCAUUUAUUUGUGGGAAACACUUUUUUUUUUUAUCCUUGUUUUUUGUUUGGUUGGGUUUUGUUUGUUUUGGUUUUGUUGUGGUUUUGGGUUUUUUUAGAAGAACUGCACUGGACCAAACUACUGAACUGAAAGGCACUUCCAAUUCUGGCAUAGAAGUUAAUUUGUUCAUUAAAAUGUUCACCUCCUCCUUUGUUGGUAGAACAAGCAUCAAUAUAAAUUUUUAUUUGACUGUAAUUUUCAUAUGCACUUUAUAAAAUUCGUUUAAAGUACCAAUUAUCUCUUGCUCUUAUUGUGGUAAGAAGGUGCUGAAGUGGGUCUAUUGCUUGUAUUAGAACUUCUUAAAGUUUAUAUUAAAAGCCACAAUGUAAUGUUAAUAAACCUACUAGAAGUA